AGUGAAUCCAUACACAGGAUUAAGGUCGGAGCUCUGGAUCUUGUGGAUAGGUCUGCCUUCCUCGGAUUCUUCUCCGCGACCGCGGUGGUUCAGGGAAUCGUGCUCGGUCGCGGCAGCUGAAACAGUACGGAUUUCACUAUCGGCGCAUUGCUGAACGGUAUGCUUCCCAAUGCUUUUAGAGUCAGUGAAGGGUCGGACCUGGGUCAACUAUCAUAGAAUCAGCGCUCCAGACCCUUUGACAGAAACCCCGGACCCUGCUUGUUGGGCCGGCGCAGUUCUCAGAGCCCAAGCCGGGAGCGAGAGUGACUUUCGCUCCAUCUGGGGUGUGAUCAAAUCUCCGCACCGCCUUUGGGACUCUGUCGCUCCCCUCUUCCUCCUCCCUUUUCUUGGGCCUGAUCUACUAUGGAUUUGGUUAUUCAUUCUUGCUGCUUUGCUAAGAUGUUUGUUGAUAUUCGGUCUAACAUUCUGGCUUUCACCAGCUUAGGUCCACUGCUUUGACCCUUUCGCCAUCCUCUCCUCUGGCCUUCCUCCUUCCCCCUCCCCCUCCUCCCAUAAGUCUACCGACCG
Aspergillus homomorphus CBS 101889 is the source of this 567-nucleotide messenger RNA. RefSeq lists its product as uncharacterized. Lineage: Eukaryota; Fungi; Ascomycota; Eurotiomycetes; Eurotiales; Aspergillaceae. The record is from RefSeq and is a predicted model, not a curated record. Bases 170 to 484 code for a protein of 104 amino acids. The transcript has a single exon.